Molecule: messenger RNA, 2280 nt
Organism: Pimephales promelas (fathead minnow)
Lineage: Eukaryota; Metazoa; Chordata; Actinopteri; Cypriniformes; Leuciscidae
Source: RefSeq, a predicted model, not a curated record
AUGCCUCUGGUCAUCACUAGAGUUUUGUCGUCUUUGGUACCAUCGUUGAUUGGUUACCUCAGUGACAAUGAUGUCAAUGACACUGCCCUUGGUGUGUUGGUUAAUGUGGCUCAGGCAAGCCCUGCCUCUCUCGCUCCCUACCUGUCUACACUGAGAAAUGUAGGUCAGAAGAACCCUUGGUUGUUGGGACACAUCGCUAAGAUCCAUGGGACAGUGGGUCUGACUAGUGAGGUCCAGGCCCGCGGGGCGCUGCAGUAUCUGGUGUCUCUGUUAGCGAGUACCGAGCACAGCGCCCAUCACACACUACUGCUGGAAAUCCGCUGCCUGACCGAUCGCUACACCUCCAUCCUGGGCGGCGCAGGAAAAGACAUCUACCGCAUGAGCAACAGUUUCACCGCCAUCGCUCGACUGCUAGGACGCAAGCUGGAGGCUGAUAGUACACUGAACAGAGGAGAGGAGAAGGUGCAGGAUUUGCCCAGGCCGUGUGAAGCCAAGUCUAGUUCUGACAUGUUUGCUGAGAACCAGCGUCUCCAGGUGAAGAUCCAGGCUUUUGAUCAGAAGAUUGGAGAUGAGGAGGAGGUGGAGUCUGAGAGAGAGGAUGCUUCUCCUGGUCCCCAGAGAUGCCACAGUCUGGGUCAGGCAGCGCGAGACGAGCACAGAGAGAUGAGGUUCAACAGGUCAAAGAGUCUGGCUCUUCACGCUGUACGCACACAAUCCAUUAACUCUGACAGCAGUCCAGAGGGAGAGGGGUUGGUGGAUGUGAGUACAGAACUCAAUGCCUGUGAGGCCAGUCCCAGCUCAGAGACUGGUCCUGUCCCUUUAGCCCUGCAGGAGAACCACAAAGAUCCCACAAAAAAUCCAUCUGACACCUCUCCAAACAUAGAGGGGCAAAAGGUGGAGGCUGGAGACCCCCGAGAAGGAGAUCGACUCUGGAUCCACCUGAGAGACAACAUGAAGGAAAUCAAAACCUUCUGUGCUGAAAUGAUCAAACUAAUCCCCAUACCUGAGCACUGUGUCAUUGAAGACUCCCAUCGUGGCUGUGUGGCUAAGCUGUCAUUCUCCUGUCCACUGAAAGGACACUACUGCCUCUAUGGAAAGUCCUGUUUCUCCCUGUGUAGCUGCCAGCCACAUAUCUGGAUCCAAAUCAUGCUUCUAGCACUGCAGAGUAAAGUGAGCGAGGCGUUGUGCUGUCAGGACGAGUGUGUGCAGCAGCUGAGGAAACUCUGGGAGAAAACACAGCUGACGGGAGCACACAGCUUCGAGCUGGCCAUGACCCAGACAACUGUUCCUCACAAGAAGGAUGUGGACAGUUUGCUGGUGUAUCUGGAGGAGGUUCGUUUCUUUGACCUUUUCAGCUACAGUGAAGAGGAAGGUGGCUGGCUCUGUUUCAUGUGCAGUAACCCAGAAAAAGCCACAGUCGUUAACCAGGAUGGCCAGCCACUCAUUGAAGGGAAGCUGAAGGAGAAACAGGUACGCUGGAAGUUCAUCAAAAGGUGGAAAACACGUUAUUUCACGCUUGCCGGCAACCAGCUUCUUUUCAGAAGAGGAAAAUCUAAGGACGAGCUGGACGACAGCACAAUUGAACUUAGCAAAGUGCAAAGCGUUAAGGUCGUAGCAAAGAAGAGGCGCGACCGCGGGCUGCCCAGAGCUUUCGAGAUCUUCACCGACAGCAAAACCUACGUGCUGAAAGCUCAAGAUGAGAAGCAUGCGGAAGAAUGGCUGCAGUGCAUCAACGUGGCUGUGGCCCAGGCCAAAGAACGCGAGAACCGCGAGGCCACCACAUACCUGUGACGCCUGUUCUGCUGUCACACAAACUGGCAUAUCAAGCCACAUGGGUACGUCUGAUUGCUGCGUUAUCUCAUUGCAAUGGUUUAACAACAUCAACGACAAAGGCCUUGUCUCAAAAGCCACCUUCUGCUGUUGCAGCCAUCCUCCACCUAAAUUCUUGCAAUAGGUUACUGAGACCGUCGGUUAGUACUUCGGACUUCUCGGACAAGGCUUGAAUUCAACAACAAGCGCGUCAUUUGGGGCAUGACCAAAGAAAAGAGUGACAUCCAAUGAAGCUGAGAAACAUCUGUUCCACACUUCCUGAAAAGUAUAGAAUAGUCAGAGUCAGCUAUUACUUACACUUAGGGUUGUUGUGGUAAAGAUGUUAACGCAUACAAUAAAUACGUUUAACACUGUUAAUUGUUAAACCCUAGAAUGCAUAACACUAAAAAUCUACACGAAUGCAUAAAGGGGGUCAAAGUGAUUCGAAAUGGAAUUAAAGGAGUAGUUCAC